AUUUGGGUUGUGCUGACGAGUGAAAUUCAUCCAGUUACUUAACAAAUUUUCUCCGUGCGAUCAAGAAAUCACAACGCCCGCUGUGUUACUCAAAGUUGAUAUAGUUAGAGUUAUACAUACAUUGAUUGCAGGGCUUUUUGCAACUUAUUUCCUUUUUGAAUACUUUUUUUCAACGCAAACGAUAGACUCGUCUGGCGCCAGUUAAAAUUUGUUGACGUACAGACUCGGACUUGAAAAAUGGCUGGGAUUUUCAGCAUCUUCAGUGAGCUGGAAAAUGCUCCUCCAACACCCAACAGCAGAGGCAAAGAGAACUCCAGAUCCAAAUUUUUCGGGAGUGUAGAGGUCUUGACGACAAAAUCGAUUCAACCUCAAAUCAAGCCCAAAGGCCUAUCCAUUCGCUCAAAAUCAGAUCUUAAUGUUUCCACCUUAAACAGUGUUGGGGCUAACCGACUUAAUUCAAAAGAUUGCCAUGUGGCCAAGGAGAAGCAGUGUCUUUCUUCUAAAUCCGUAUCACCUUUAAAACUGUUGACCCCUAAGAAAAAAAUUGAAAAUUAUGCAAAUAAGAAACUGUCACCAAAAAUAUCAUCUCCAUUAACACAGAACGUUCCAGAUGAGUUUGUAUUUAAAAAACCAGCAACACCACAAGCGACAAAAAAAGCAACAUAUCCUGAACCAGAAAAAAUGUCUUACUAUUACGAUCCUGUCAAGUACAUAAGUGAAAUAACUGAAAAUGAGUUCCAACAUGAUGCUUUGUUAUUUAAAUCACUCCAUAAAAGUAAUGAUUCUAUUGAAUUGAAUGAAGAAGACUCGGGCUUUCUUUCUGAUUCCGGCUUCGAAUCUUUUGACUACUCGGUUACCCCGUCUCCGCCAUUAUUACCAUCAUUUAGCAGUAUUGAGCUCCCCGAAAUUUCAGACUGCGAAGAUUAGAGAUACAAGUGUUUGUUCAAACAACAGUUUUUUUUUUAUUAUUAACUGAAAAGUACAAUAAUUUGUUUGGCUUUGGCUGUGUUAAUUUAUUGUUAAUAUUGUAACACUUUUUAUCUCAUAGAAAUUAAUUAAUAUUUUUUCAUAUUUUUUAUUUUAAUUAAUAUUUAACUCAAUUAUAUUUUUACUGUCAAAUUGUUAAGCAUGAUUUGGAAUAAGAAUCUCUGUAUUUACAUUGAAGGCAUAUUUUUAAUUAUUAUAAGGCAGAGUAUAUUAGUAUUGAAAUAAACGGUUUUUUUUUUUUUUAAUAAAAGAGUGCAACGCUGUUGCUUAAAGCAACCAA
Molecule: messenger RNA, 1267 nt
Organism: Copidosoma floridanum
Lineage: Eukaryota; Metazoa; Arthropoda; Insecta; Hymenoptera; Encyrtidae
Source: RefSeq, a predicted model, not a curated record